Molecule: messenger RNA, 9088 nt
Organism: Nyctereutes procyonoides (raccoon dog)
Lineage: Eukaryota; Metazoa; Chordata; Mammalia; Carnivora; Canidae
Gene: ASXL2
Product: ASXL transcriptional regulator 2
Exons: 13
Coding region: 164-4525 (1453 amino acids)
Biological process (GO): animal organ morphogenesis; positive regulation of transcription by RNA polymerase II
Cellular component (GO): PR-DUB complex
Molecular function (GO): peroxisome proliferator activated receptor binding; DNA binding; chromatin binding
Source: RefSeq, a predicted model, not a curated record
CGCACCACCCCCGCCGCUUCCUCUGCUUGGGUGCUCCUCCGGCCUGACUUCCCCUUUCUCCCACCUUUCCCGGCACCGCGGGAAAAGCAUCGCAGGGCAGAGCAGGCAGGGAGGGCGGCCGGAGCCCGGACACGGGAGCCUCCCAGUCAGUUCAAGACCCGACAUGAGGGAAAAGGGCCGUAGGAAGAAGGGCAGGACCUGGGCGGAGGCCGCCAAGACGGUCUUAGAAAAAUACCCCAAUACACCCAUGAGUCAUAAAGAAAUUCUUCAAGUUAUCCAGAGAGAAGGACUAAAAGAAAUCAGAAGUGGGACUUCUCCUCUUGCAUGCCUGAAUGCAAUGCUGCACACAAACUCCCGAGGUGAAGAGGGCAUCUUCUAUAAAGUUCCAGGUAGAAUGGGAGUAUAUACUUUGAAGAAAGAUGUGCCGGAUGGGGUGAAAGAGCUAUCAGAAGGUUCAGAAGAAAGCAGUGAUGGUCAGUCAGAUUCCCAGAGUUCUGAGAACAGCAGCAGCAGCAGUGAUGGUGGCAGCAACAAGGAGGGAAAAAAGAGCAGGUGGAAAAGGAAAGUAUCGUCUAGACUGUCACAGCCAUCCUCUCCCCAGUCAGGCUGCCCGUCACCUACCAUUCCAGCAGGUAAAGUCAUUUCUCCAUCACAGAAGCACAGCAAGAAGGCACUAAAGCAGGCUCUAAAACAGCAACAGCAGAAGAAGCAGCAGCAACAACAAUGCAGGCCAAGCAUGUCCAUCUCCUCCAACCAGCCUCUUUCUCUCAAGACUGUCAAAGCAGCCAGUGACUCUGUACCUGCCAAACCUGCAAUAUGGGAAGGAAAACCAUCUGAUGGGCAGUCAGGUAGCCCUCAGAACUCAAACUCUAGCUAUUCAUGUUCAGUUCAAGUGGAAAACCCCUUGUUAGGCUUGGGGAAGAAGGCAUUCCAGAGAUCUGACAGGCUCCACACACGGCAGAUGAAAAGGACUAAAUGUGCUGAAAUUGAUGUUGAGACACCAGACUCCAUUCUGGUUAAUACAAAUCUCCGAGCACUGAUCAACAAACACACCUUUUCAGUCCUUCCCGGAGAUUGCCAGCAGCGACUGCUUUUACUACUGCCAGAGGUGGAUCGACAGGUUGGUCCAGAUGGUCUAAUGAAGUUAAAUGGCUCAGCCCUUAACAAUGAGUUCUUCACUUCAGCAGCCCAAGGCUGGAAGGAAAGACUCUCAGAAGGUGAGUUUACACCUGAGAUGCAGGUCAGAAUUCGACAAGAGAUUGAAAAGGAGAAAAAAGUAGAGCCAUGGAAAGAACAAUUCUUUGAAAGCUACUAUGGUCAGAGUUCUGGCCUGAGCCUUGAGGAUUCAAAGAAAUUGACAGCCUUGCCCAGUGAUCUCAAAGUAAAGAAAACCCCAGCUGAGCAACCAAAACCCAUGCUUCCUUCAGAGGCCUCACCUGUCAGUGUAGUCCCAGUAAUUCCCCAGUCAGGGUCUAAAGAAGAAGUGGUGCAAAUACCAUCCCCUGUAAGAAAAGAAGAACAUGAAAUCCAAGAUACAGUGCAGCCAAACCCCAAAUCCACAGAGCCCCUACUUUCCUCAGCAAGCAAUACACAUGAGCUUAGCAGCAUUCUUCCCAUCAAGUGCCCAAAGGAUGAUGAUCUCUUGGAGCAGAAGCCAGUUGCCUCUGCUCAACAGGAGUCUGAGAAAGAGAAUCAUCUCACUACUACAACUCCUAAUUAUAACAAAGAUGAAGACCAAGAGGCUUUAGUUAUAUCCCCAAACAAACCCAAGAGUCCUGGGGUGGAAAAACCAGUAAUGAAGCCCAUAGCAGAAGCAAGUCCACAGGAGACCACUGCAAAAGAACCUCCAUCAGCUCUGAUUGAUCACAGCCCAGAAAGCCUCAAGAGGAAAUCUUGUAUCAUCCAAGAAGAGACCCCUGUGAGCUGGGAGAAAAGGCCACGUGUCACUGAGAAUCGCCAGCACCAGCAGCCAUUUCAAGUCUCUCCACAGCCCUUUCUCAGUAGAGGGGACAGGAUCCAGGUGCGAAAAGUACCACCUCUCAAGAUCCCGGUCUCCAGGAUCUCCCCCAUGCCUUUUCCUACAUCGCAGGUCUCUCCCAGGGCUCGUUUUCCAGUCUCCAUCACUAGUCCUAACAGAACAGGAGCCAGGACUCUUGCAGACAUCAAAGCAAAAGCCCAGCUGGUCAAAGCACAGAGGGCAGCAGCAGCCGCCGCCGCCGCUGCCGCCGCCGCAGCCACCUCCGUUGGAGGGACCAUUCCAGGACCUGGCCCAGGGGGUGGACAAGGUCCAGGAGAGGGUGGUGACAGGAAAACUGCUAGAGGGGGAUGUCCAGACUCAGACAGAGGUGACGCACCUGGAAAGGGCCCCACACUGGAAUUGGCAGGAACUGGAAGCAGGGGAGGUACGAGAGAGCUUUUACCCUGUGGUCCAGAGACUCAGCCCCAGUCUGAGGCCAAGACCCCAGACCAGGCACAGCCUCCUGGUGUCUCUGGAGCACAACUACAGCAAACCUCCUCAGUGCCUCCAACCUCUGCCGUCGGUGGAGCACGCACAGGUGUCCCAUCAGCAGCCCACACUAAUGCACCCCCACCAGCUGUAGGGAAACCGAAUAGUGAACAACUGAAUCCCACCAGGGCAACAGCCACAGUGGCCUCUCUGACCCACCCACAAGGCCCCAGUAACUGCAGACAGGAGAAAGCGCCUUCUACUCCAACAGAUUCUGCCCUAAUCUCCGGUGCCUCACCUGUUUGUUUUGCAGCUGAUGGCACGGUUGAGUCCCGAGCAGGUUCUAGUAAGAAUAUACCAGAUCUUUCAGCCUCAGCGGAGACAGCUGCUAGUACUUCAGCGGAUAUGACUCCCUCUCCUUUAACAUCUUUAUUAACAACAGCCACUUUAGAAAAGCUUCCUGUACCCCAGGUUAGUGUAACUGUAGUACCUACGGGAUUAGCUACAUCCUCGAGCACUUUGCCAGUAGCUUCUAGCCUUAAAACUCCAGGAACUCCUUCAAAUAUGAACGGACCCAUUUCAAGGCCAAGCUCCAGUAUCCCUGCAAAUAAUCCUUUAGUCACUCAGCUGCUUCAGGGCAAAGAUGUUCCCAUGGAGCAAAUUCUGCCUAAACCUCUCACCAAAGUUGAAAUGAAAACUGUUCCACUGACUACAAAAGAGGAGCCGGGGGUAGGAGCGCUCCCAGGCACCCAGGUGGCAGAAAACAGCAGCAGAGAGGAAGGUAGUGAGAGGCAGCCCCACCCGGCUCUGCAGCAGCUGGGUAAAGCCUUGCACAGUAAGCAGCUCCCCCAGGUUCCCAGGCCCCUUCAGCUCUUUUCAGGUAAGGAACUGAGGGACUCAGGCAUUGACACACACCAGUACCAGGAGGGGCUUGGCAAGGCCACCCAGGAUCAGAUCCUUCAGACUCUCAUACAGAGGGUUCGGAGGCAGAACGUUCUCUCGUUUGUGCAGCCCUCCCAGUUCAACUUCACUCACUCAGGUUUCCAGUUAGAAGAUAUCUCCACAAGCCAGAGGUUCAUGCUGGGUUUUGCUGGCAGAAGGACAUCGAAACCUGCAAUGGCAGGUCACUACUUACUAAACAUUUCCACCUAUGGCCGGGGUUCAGAGAGCUUUAGGAGGACCCAUUCCGUAAACCUUGAAGACCGUUUGUGUCUAAAUAGCCCAACGGAGGCCUUGAAAAUGGGAUAUACUGACUGUAAAAAUGCAACAGGUGAUAGUAGUAGCGGCAAAGAAGAAGAUACUGAUGAGGAAAGUACUGGUGAUGAGCAAGAAUCUGUCAUGGUGAAGGAGGAGCCCCAGGCUACUCAGGGCUCUGGCAAGUGUGAAGCAAGUUCGGGACCCCACAGUAGAGAAACUCUGUCCACCAAUGAUUGUUUAGCAAAAAAGAAUGUGAAGGCGGAGACACCAGCGCAUGAGCAAACCACUUUAAGCAAGGAGAAUUACCUGUUCAGUAGAGGCCAAAUAUUGGAUGAGAAGACCCUAGCCAGAGAUUUCCUUCAGGUGGCACAGAAACAGAUGGCUCAUGCAGUGAGAGGGAAGACGAUGCGAACCAGCCCUGAGCUUUUCCAUUCUACCAGUCUCCCUCUGACUGCAGACAGUCCCACCCAUCAGCCGCUCCUGCUUCCACCCCUGCAGACCCCCAAGCUGUAUGGAAGCCCCACCCAGAUCGGGCCGAGCUACAGAGGCAUGAUCAAUGUCUCCACCUCGUCUGACAUGGACCACAACUCUGCUGUCCCAGGGAUGCCUGAUGGCAGCCAGGUGUCUAGCAACGUAGGUGACGUCAUGUCCUUUUCGGUGACUGUCACUACUAUCCCCGCUAGCCAGGCUAUGAAUCCCAGCAGCCACGGCCAGACCAUUCCCGUUCAGGCCUUUCCUGAAGAGAACAGCAUAGAGGACACACCUUCGAAAUGUUACUGCCGCUUGAAAGCCAUGAUCAUGUGCAAGGGGUGUGGAGCAUUCUGCCAUGAUGAUUGCAUUGGCCCCUCCAAACUCUGCGUUUCCUGCCUUGUCGUUCGGUAAUGCAGCUAGAGAGAGAACACAUUGUAAGGGAGGCAGGGAGGGAAGGGUUGAUGAGAUAAGGUUUUUUGCGUCCUUUUGGGAAUCACAGAAAUAAAUAAGUAGGUUUCAGUUGUCUUAAGAGGCAAAUGUUACUUAAUCAGGAAUACAGAGUACAGAUCUUACAUUUUAGAGGAAGAGCACCUUGUAUAGUAAGUCUAGGUCAAGCAAGACUUUGUGAAUUUGUGACAAGUUUGCACUUAAAAAAUCAUGUAAAUAUGUCACAUUUUGUUUUAACGUUGUUUUCCCAAGUGUUUAGGUAAUAAUGUAUUACUUUGAAUUCAGAUUUAUGUUUCACUUCACCAUGACUCUGAGAAAAGUUUAAUGCCAUGCAUGGUUAAAAGGAAGCUGUUUCUCUUUUUCUCUCCUUUCUUAAGAGACUAGGAAAAGGAAGGAGGGAAGGAACGGUCCGGAGAAAUGACCGUUCAAGCUGAUUAUGUCAUGACAGUCUGACUGCAGGCUUUACGUAGAUUAUUCCGCUUUUGCGGGAUUUAGAUUCAGGGUUUACUCAGUCCCUUUACCUUAGACAGAACCUUCUUAAGUUCAAAUUGUUGAUAAGGUAUCCAUUUCCCAGGUGGUAAAUUCAGACUCUGAAAGCUCAUGACCUGGUCCUUUGCUUCCACAAACCAGUACUGCUGCCAAGCUCUCUGCUUGCGGUUUGUGGACACGUGCCCUCCAGACCCCCUGCCCUGCCCUGAGAUGGUGAGCAUGGCCCAAGAGGGGGGUGCUGCCCUGGGCCCCUGCUGUUAGCAUAGUCUAUGCGGGGCCACAGUUCCAGCAGUAACCCGGGCACCUCGGCAGUCAUGGGAGCUUACCAACAGGUGUGAAAUACUAGUAUGGCAGUAACAAAAAAAGUUAGUAACGGGUGAUUUGAACUAUGUGUUUUGUUGGGCAAGGGAAUAAAAAGUGCAGAAACUAUUAAACUGAACAUAAAGAACUUUGGAAAAUGAUUUUAACACUAGAAACAAGGUAGCCUCUCUUUUCUUCUUCUUGCCCAACUGUGUUCCCUAAUGUUCUGUAGUCUGCUGUUGUGCAGGAGGAAAAGAUCCUUGUUGCCACACUUGCCUGUUCUGUUAAGCCUGUUUUGACCUCCCCAGGCAUCUGAGGAGUAUAGAGUAAUCUUAUUAAUAUUACUUUGAACACGAUGUGUGCGUGCACACAUGGACACACACAGUAAAAGACGCUUCUCCUGUUUUAGAAACAUAUUUAGAAAAUAUGUCCUCUGUUUUGGAUGAUUGCUGUCUAUGCCCUAGAAAUUUCUAAUGUAAAGGGACUUAAGUAAAUGACUAAGGGAACAUCUAGAAAGGAAGAUUAAUUAUUUCCAAAGUUUUGUUGCUUAUUUUUGCUGACUCUCUUUUGUUUCCUUUGUUGUUGUUUUUUAAAUCUUGUCCCUAGUGACUGAAGAGUUUUUGAGUACAUAUACUUAGGUCAUGGUUAAAGGACAUUAAAAUAAAUCUACAAUUUACCAGAAUUUGGUAUUAAAGAAUUGGGUAUUGUCAAUGUGCAUCAUUUGCAUAUUGAUCUUAAGUUUCCUAAUUUCAAGUGUGUAAAGUAAAAAUAUUACCACAACCUAGUACACCUGUAGUUGUACUUAGUAUUCAGGAUGUGAUAUUUACCAUAUGCAGAACAGUGUAAACUUAUUAAGUCACAUUCCAGAUUAGGAGAAAGUAGACAAUAAUUACUCUUUGCUCUUCCCUAUUCUGUUACCCAUUCUUCCUCACCCUCCUCCACAUUAUACACACUUUUAAUACUUUUGAAUCCCAUAAGAAACUUACUGCUUCACUGUUUUUCAGUUUUGGCUUCUGUUAUUUUUUAUGGCUUAAGGCAAAUAUAGGAUUAAUAUCUGUGUUCUAGUUUCAGCCAAGACAAUAGGAUGUUCUAACUUUCCUUUUCCUUCCUGCGCACACAUAGCUAAAACAUAACGAAGGCUGUAUGGAUCCAGGGAUAAGGAAUAUUCUCAAGCCAGGAUCCAGGAGGAAACAAACAUGGUUCAGUUCCCCAAACUUCGAGUACUCUGGGUAGUCCAAGGGCAGGGGCUGGAAGGACCUAUUGCUGGUUAAAACUCUCCAUGCUCAGCUUCACUCUCUGCAUCAGGGCCAGGACCCAGGGCUGGUCUGCAUGCUGAAGUGCCUGAGUAGUUCGGAACUGACCCUGUGCGAAAACAUUAGUUACCAAUUUGGCUUAAUCAAAGUGAAUUUUCUUCUUUGCACCUUUCCUGUCCUAGAAGAGUCUCUCCUCCAUGGUUCCCCUAAUCUGAGGUUGAACAGGUAAACCAGGAAAGGUGGAAUGGUUAUCAGGGAUUUUUAAGUCCACUUGGAGAGCAAACCGUAUCGUGCCUCUUCAUCUUGACCAGGCUCUUGCAGAUAGGUCCCUAAGCAUUAUUAUUCCCCAGAUUCUCUUAACAAGCAAUACUCAGCUAAUAAAAUAUUGGCAUUUAUGAUUGUCCCUAAAACAGAAUUGGUCAACUAGGUACACUGCCUCAAUCUCGACAAAACGAGAGAAUAGGUUCUCUCAGGUUGGUAGUAAAUUGAAUACAGUCCGUUAGUUUGCUUCAAAACAGUGUUUUCAGAUAGAAAGUCAUUCAUUUUAAGAGCUGAACAGAAAAACAACAGCAACAAUCCAAACACAUUCCAGUCUGGCCUUUUGAAAAUGAAGCAGUAGGAACAAGGAAAAUCUUUAUAUUAUUGAGAGCAUGGUACUCCAGAACCAUGAAAGCAGUUUUUAUCUUAGGUUUUCAGAGUUGCUUUACCUUUCGGUUCAAUCUAAAAGGUUGCUAAUAAAUGCUAAGUUUUGUUUUUUUUUUAAUGGUAUUUAGUUGCACUAUUUCCAGUGACUAGUCAGGCAUUGUGCCUGAUAUUUAUGCCUCCAGGGGAUGUCUCUCGAGCCUUCAGGUACCUUCCAUUGUAGGUCACCUUGGGGAGAUAGCAUUAACAAUAAAUAUGUCAUCUCAGUCUUACUUAAUGAAUGUUCUGAGUUGUCUAGUAGAGAAGGCUCCCUGAAUCUUAAGAAAAAAUUUUGAUUAAAAUUCUCCAUCCUAUUAAGCAGAAGAUAAAGCCAAAUGACCUGGAGUUGAUUGCCCUACUCUUCCUUAACCCCUGUGCUCAAGAUACUGAAACUAUCUGUGGUAACCCAUGUAACAUUUUAAGUAAGAUCUGGCAAAUGGGACAUUUUUGUUAGGAGUAGGGGAAGCGUACUUGCGUGGGCUGGGAAGGCACCCAGAUGUAGGUGUUUUAGGAAUUAUCUCAGAUUUAGAUAAAUAGCCAAAGGAAGACCUCAUUGCCUUCCUGGUGAAGGUGUAAAUUCAUACAUAUUGCUGACUUGACAGUUACCAUCCUAAUUGCUUAUUAUUGCCUUUCUCCACCUUAGAGCCCUUACCGAGCUCUUGGGUGAAAUGAUUUGUUAUAACGAUGGAGUCUUCUCUGGUCAUUACACCACUAUUUAUUUCUAGAACUCACUGUCAGUGAGUAGUGCCAGGGUUUUUCUCUUUGACCUAGAGGUUUCACUUCCCAGCAAAGAGGGAAAAGUCCCUGUUGCAUUACCACAACUUGCUAAGCAAAAAACUUGGCCGACGGUAGUUUUCAGCUCAAUUUAUAGAAUAGUCCAAAGAGACUCUGAGAAACAUGAUGAUAGGCAGGGAUCUUUCCUCCCAUGUUUCAAUACCUACAUACCUAUUGAAAGGGAACAGUAGGUAAAACAUUUCCUAAAGUUGAAGUGAGAGCUUCAUAGAUUCUUGGUUACUUUAUUUUUUUUAAUGCUUUACAUUUGAUACAACUAUUAAAGAUCAAUUUUAAAAAUAGCUUUCCAGUAAUAUAUUUUAAGUAAUAUAUAUUUUAAUAUCUAUGUAAAAAGUGACAGUGGAAGACUUUGAAUUUCUCAUAUAUGGUAUGUUUAACGUAGGACCUCACUGUUAAGGCACAAAUUGUUACAAAGGAAGUUACUCUAAAGACACUCAGAUUAUUUCCAGAAAAUGCAAUAAGGGGAAUAGUUUUGAAGUUUAUUUUUUAUUUUAAAAGAAUAUCAACUUAUUUACCACAAGCUAUUUUUUUUCCUUCUGGCUUACAAGGUUUGUACAGACUGGUUUGGUAAAUGCUAAACUUUUGUGUCUUUUUGCCUUUUUAAAGGAAUUGUUAACAUUGGAAUUGAGGGUAUGUACAGAGAAGUUGGUGUCAACACCAUUUAAAAAGUCAUAUUUUUUCACAAAUAUAGAAAAAUCAUUUUACAUAAGAAUUUUAAGUAUUUGCAAUAAAUAUAUGUAUAUAGAUUGUAUGUAUUCAUAUAUUCUUAUUUUUCAUUUUAUUAUUAAGUAAAAGAUAAUUAAAGUGAAAAUAAAAACCUUGGACUUUUUGGUGAAUCUUGAGGUCUGACAUCCAUCUGAGAGCGGUGUGGGUAAGGGCCCUCAGCUGUUGCCUUAUAUUACCAUUGGAAGAUUACAACAGAUUGUAUAGAAGGGUAAAAUGAGAAAUUUGGUGAUAAAUAAAUCAGGGUAGCAUAUUUCUUUCAGAACUCUAGUAAAAAUAUUAAACUUGC